Messenger RNA from Macrobrachium nipponense, 7230 nucleotides. RefSeq lists its product as uncharacterized. The transcript is spliced from 12 exons. The record is from RefSeq and is a predicted model, not a curated record. NCBI's taxonomy places the organism in Eukaryota, Metazoa, Arthropoda, Malacostraca, Decapoda, Palaemonidae. Gene Ontology annotation, biological process: positive regulation of ERAD pathway; response to endoplasmic reticulum stress. Gene Ontology annotation, cellular component: endoplasmic reticulum.
AAUCAGCUGAUCGUCAGUCAAGACGACACAGACAGACGGACGUCGUCUCCUCCAGCCAUCGAUUACCGACCCAAAAAACAAGUCGUACCAGCUACGGGAACGACCCCCGCCGGCAGGUGAAAAAAGUUAGAAGAAGCCUGCCCUGAAAUGUCCAGUUCCCAGCACAACAAUGCUUCAGAACUGGCAGAGUCCUCUUCGACUGGCGAGGAAGAGAGACCGUCAUCAACUUUUGCUCCGAGUUCAUCUUCAGAUCUGAACGCAACUUCCAAAGAAUCUUCAAAUACCUCCAGUUCUAAUUCCCCAGCUGACCUGCUAUCCUGGCAGAAACACGAGCCCACGUCCUCAAGUACAAGACUGGGUUAUGGUCACACAUCAGCGGAAAGCAGUCCGAAGGAUCACUCGCUGCCGGCACCUCUGAGAGACGACUCACCGACCGCUGCGGAGAGCUCCUCCGGUCGUCGCCCAGCAUCUUCAGAAAGUAUUCCUCAGUCCGCGACGUCUACUCAGCAGUCGACGGAGCAGACUCGAGGCAGCGAAAAUCCACCACACAUAGAACAGCAGCAGCCUCCCCCGGGACAGCCCCCUCCUGCACAGGAAAAUGGCGACACGGGCAGCAACGGCCAGAACAGGAACAAUACCCAGAAUAGACAGAAUAACAAUAAUGGUGGACUCGCCAACGUCAGGGAGAGGUUGUUCCAGGCGCUCUUCUUCAGGUUGGCUGUUGCGUAUGCCCGAGCGUUCCCGCAGCCUCUGAGGAGAGUGUUUGAGUUCAUCAUUUUGAUUAAAGCCCUCACAACAUUAUUCCUGCUGAUAUACAUACACCUUGCUUUCACUCGUGCUCCCAUAACAUGUCUCGACCACAUCAGGGAUGAUUGGCCCAGAGAAGGCAUCCUUCGAGUGGAAGUCAUUAGGAAUCCUAGUGAGGACUACAGCGUGGAACAGAGUUACGAGAAGGAGGAACGCCUACAACAAAGGCAGCUGGAAUUCCUUGGUACACUGGGUUCUGACAUCGAUAUUGUGCUAUUUACUAGGCUGUUCGGUGGGGGCGAGCCGGUGAUCACGGAUGGAGAAGGCACUGUCAUGGAGGCUGGUGUCGGGAGAGAUGACGUCAGCCCAGAUGCUAUCCCGGAUGAAGAAGGUGGGGCAAUGGAGACCCUUGCUGAAUCGUCUCACGGCGCUGACCAGAUGGAAGAAGACAAAAAUCCAGCAGCAGGAGAGGCGGUGCAGAAAAUGCAGACUCCGUCAGACAUGCCCAUCAUUGAAAACAUUCCAGAUCCAGAAGAUUCCUCAGAGAAGGAUGUUAUGAGUGAACUCUCGAGUAUUGUAAACGCCACUCAUGGCAUGCCAGACGCCAAUUAUACGGAGAAUCUGUCGACCACCAUGCCUCACGACGACAGUCCUCUCCCUAAGAAGGAGCCUUUGGAAAUGCUAGCCAAAGCGGUCUGGCCAGAAGAUGAGUACAUUGUCGAAUAUUCCCUGGAGUAUGGCUUCCUCAGACUUUCCCCUGCCACUCGUCAACGGCUAAACAUUCCUGUCAUGAUAGUCCUUUUAGAUCCUACUAAGGAUGCCUGCUUUGGUGACGCGCUCUCUCGCUUCAUUCUUGACGAGUUCUUGGGUUACGACGACAUCCUCAUGGGAUCCAUCAAGAGUCUGGCGGAGAAGGAGGAGAAUAAGGGUUACUUUUGAGGUAAGAACGUCGUCACCGGAGAACACUACCGAUUUGUGAGCAUGUGGAUGGGCGGGAGCAAUUACCUGGCCGCUGCGUUUGUCAUGGUAGUUUUCACUCUGAGCGUUUCCAUGCUGCUGAGAUACUCCCAUCACCAGAUAUUUUUGUUUAUCGUGGACCUGUUGCAGAUGUUGGAGCUGAAUGUUGCUAUUACGUUCCCAGCUGCCCCGAUGUUGACUGUUAUUCUGGCUCUUGUUGGCAUGGAAGCAAUAAUGUCCGAAUUCUUCAACGACACCUCGACUGCAUUCUACAUCAUCGUCCUCGUGUGGGUCUGUGACCAGUACGAGGCGAUAUGCUGCCACACCCCCAUUACCCGUCGUCACUGGCUGAGAUUCUUCUACCUGUAUCAUUUUGCCUUUUAUGCUUACCAUUAUCGCUUCAAUGGACAGUACUCUUGGCUGGCUCUAAUGACAUCCUGGCUCUUCAUUCUUCAUUCCAUGCUGUACUUCUUCCAUCAUUACGAACUCCCAGCGAUACUCCAGCAAGCUCAGAUUCAGCAGCUGGGUCGCGUUCACACCGUCAACAUUGUCUUGCGAAACGUCCCAAACAACAACAAUGCAAACAAUCAGAAUGCCAACAAUGCUUCAAAUGCAGCUGGAAACGACAAUGCCGGAGAAAGGAACGGAAACCCCAGUUCUGCAGGCGCCGGGAACGAAAGACCUGCCAGGAACAUUCCCCCGGUUGUCAAUCUAGUCUUCCGGAACAUCACCGGUGCCAUGGCCAACAACAGGAACGGAAACGCAUCGCUCAACUUCGUCUUUAGGAAUGUGAGGAGCAUCGUCCAGAACCUGCAGCCGGCUAAUGCCACGACCAGUGUCGCAACAAGAAUGACCACCACGGCACCUACGUUCACUACGGCAUCCACAAACACGACCAUCUCUACUGUAGGUGCCACUUCAGAUGUUGGAUCUGGGACUUCGGCUGCUGCCGACCCAACAGCACCAAGUACUUCUAAGAGUGAAACUUCAUUCGCCCCUAGUCCAGAUGUCUCCUCGAAGAUGAAAGAGACCCUAAGUGGCCCCCAGGCUUCAAAAACCAUAGGUGGUGAGAGCAGUGACAGCCAGCUGUAUGGGGCUGUCCCAGUCAAUACAUUCGCCAGCGAUGGCAGCCAUCGUCAGCACGUAGCCGAUAAGUGGAUGACAUCUCCCGCAGCAUCGGAUAAAGGAGAAGCGAGCAGUAGUGGUCUGCAGGGGUUCAAUCUUCCGAGAGAUGGUUUAAUUGGGGCCGUACCUUUAGAAGACAAGGAUCCCUUGCACCUUAAAAAUAUAGGAGCAACUGCAUUACCUCCUUCCCUAGACUCGGAGAGCACGUCAAGAUCGAGCCCACCGGCGCAAGAGCUGAGGCACAGAACAACCUCAAAGAGAAGUGAAUAUCAGCAGCCUGAUGACGGCGACUGUAGCGGAUAGUUCGGAUUGCCUUAAUGAAAAAAGAGAGCGAGAGAGAAAGAGAGGAAAAAAAAUAUAGUUUAUUUUAAUAUGAAAUUAUUUUUAUUAAUUUUUAUUAUUAUUGAAGCAGUUCUUGUAUUGCCAUUAGGCUUAUCUCUACUGAGUAUACAUUUUGAAUGAAUGCUCGUAGUAUGUCCCUUUUUUGAUUGGUGAGUCUGUUCUAAAGCAGACGGCAUCGUGAGGUAAGGGAAUUGUGUACAUUUUUUCCCCCCAGUAGGACUUUGGUGUUUUAAAUUGCGAAUCGAGAACACAAAGUGAAACGUGUUGUAGGUACAAUGGUUUUUUUUUAUAAAGUGAUGUCUUUCAGUCGUACUUGUCCUCUCUGUUUAUUCUGGUCUGUUGUUUUACGGGUGUGUUGAUGGUAUUUUAAUCCCAUUCGUGUCUAUCUUGAAAGAACCUGUCAUUCAUGAAGAUGUCCUUUUAAUUUACUUUGGGCACUAGAAAGAUUAAAUGCCAAAAUAAAUGUCCUUUUUAGAUAAGGUAUGUCAUAAAUGUCCUUUGUAGUUUGUGAUUGGUUCAAAGAUAAAACUUUCCCUUGAUAUAAUAAUUACCUCAAAAGGUCAAAUUUAACCAUUCAAGACUUUCUUAAGGUUGAUGAGAAUUAAUAGCAGGUGUAAAAAUCUUUCUACAUAAAGGGUCUACUUACUUUUCACACUGAGUUCUGUUGGGGAUUUUUUUUAUAUAUAGUCACAAAUGUUCAUUUUGUGUCACUUGGGCAGUGUCAUUCUUUACUCUAGAGUCACACAGAGUAGUACCAAUGUGAGACAUUUGGUUGUUAUUUUCUAAUGUUAGGUUUAUUUACUUUCUGUCCCGAUAUGCCAGUAGUACUGUCGUCACUUUGCACAGCACAAGCAUCGGCAUGUUCUUGUGAAAAAAUUAUACUAUUAUCGUUUCGCUCAUGAACAUUGCUAAUUGCAGGAUGAUCAUCCAACAGACUUUUGCCCUUGUGUGCAUAAUUAUGCUAAGGUCACAACAACCUUUUCCUCCACGACAACCUUUUUCUCCACGACAGAAAAUCCCUUGUGCCAUCUGUGAUGCCAGGAGUACUACUGUUCUUGGAAAGGAUUUCUAGGUGCAAAAGGUAGCCACUGGCAAAAUGAUACAGUUAAGGUUUGGGAAUAAAAGGCAAAAAGCAAUGCAGCUGAUCCUCUUGGAGGCUACCAAAAACCCUUGGUACUGCCCACAGCUGGCCAUACUGGGCAUCCUUAAGUGUUUGCCAAAGAUGUUUUUCCUGAUCUGGUCUUAGGAAAUAGUCUCUUGGAGAAGUGCAAUAGAUCAGUCAGCAAUAGAGUGCACAGUGGUUGAGACACCAGCUAAGAACUGUUCAGUCUUGUCUCUUGAAGUCGGGAUCAGUGAUCAGUCUACAUGGAAGGUCAGGAGGCUUAUGAUUGAAGGAAUAAAAAGCUCCCCCUUGAUGGCUAUGAAGAUGCAAAAAUUAGAAAAUACUGCAAUUGUUGCCAACCAGAAAUGUGUUAGCAUGAUGCUGAGAAAUGCCAAACUCCUUAUGUCUCUCAAUGCACAGAACUUUAACGCGUCCGUAUGCUGACUUCUAACGCCUGAGUGCAGACUUUUUUUUUUUUUGUGCUGCAGUGUAAAGUUCCUGAAGUCAUGAGGACAACAGCCUCUGGGAAAAUAUUGCUUGAUUCUCUGUCAGUGUAACCUCUUUGUCAUUGUGUCAGUGAGAGCAAGAAUAUGCUGCAAUCCUCUCAACCACAAACAUAGCAAGUGGAAUAUUUCAGAAGGAGCCAUUACUUCCUUGACAAAGCUGUCGGAUAACUCUUCACGACUUUCCAGUGUAUUCUUCUGUACCUAGCCCUAUACAUAUGGAAAACAUGACACUUUUUAACCUUAAUGAUACCCGACUGAUGGUGGUUGAGCCCCUUCUCAGCCAGAUAUCGUACAGCUUGUCUGUCUCCAGAUACACAUUUGCCACCUGAUGUCAUAAGAAAAUAUUGACUUGCUUUGCUAUUUGCAGUUUUCAGACUUUCAGGUUGUUUCAUCACAACCUUAUGUCCUUGACUUUUAACUUAACAGGUCAGAAGUCUUCAGAUAAACAUAGGGAGUUCUCUGAACCUAUCAAUGGUCACUGAAGUGAGAUUUUCCUACUGCUUUAGAGCCACGAAGGUUGAACCUCACUCCUCUGUAUUUUCUUUGACCAAUAGGAGUGAUGAACACAAACUUUUGCUUGAGUUCACUUCCACUUGGGAUUGGUCUAAAGUAGGACAGAGUAACUAGAGACUAAACUUUUGCCAGGGCACAUAAAUAUCUGGCCAUUAUUCCAUAAUCUUCCUCUGUUAGGUUUCACUGGUAGGGCUGAUGUAGAUUCUCUUAUUCACAGGUCAAGCCUCUGAAUAAGUGUUUUCAGAGCAAGAAAAGCAAACCUGGUUUAAUUGUAAGGCUUUUUGCACCAAGUGCUAAAGAUAGUAUUACCAUACAUAUACACCAUCAUACUGACUGAGGUAGUUUUUAAAAUGAGGCUAAUGACUUAUUUUUUGGAAAGGAAUAGCUGCACAUAUUCUACAAACAGCAAGACUGAUCCACAAACCAAAUAUCCAGGUUGGCAAAGAACAGCAGUUGGGAAAUAUCACCUUUAGAGUACCGAUUUCGGCUUUGUAGUGCUUUCUUAACAGGAGGAAAAGUGAUAAGCCAUACUUCCUUGUCAAUUCUUCUUGUGUACACAUUCAUGGGUUAAAGACAAAAGCUCUUGAUGCUUAGAUCACUACCUAUUAUUCCUGAUCAAACCCACUGUGUAGGUAGUUUUAGUAGUCCUAGAACAAGGCAGAGUAGUGUUGGGGUCUUACAAUAGGCUGCUAAUGAGUUACGACUGUGAUGAGAACUGGCACGAGAGGCAUUGGCAUGCGCUACAUUCAGAUGUUCAGGCCUUCAAAACUGUGCCAAAAUCUUUUAGCAGUAGACUGUAAUAGACUGAUAACUUGAAACCUGCUCUAGGCUUUACUGCAUUAACGAAAAUGUCAACACAAUCUACAAAAGACAAGUAUGUCCUUAUUAAAGCGAGGAAAGCAGGGAGAUCUUGGGGUAUUGUAAAUCGUUCUAGAUGUUUUCUUUACAUUUACGGCAAGAGUUCCAGAGACGAGAGGAUUAUUUUACCAUAAACACAUCUGUUUGCUGCAAUUUUUAUUACUUGAAAGAUGGACAUUUAUAUAUUUUAAUCAAUAGGAUGAACUUUAUGUACAAAGUUCUCAUGGAAAUUAGAACUUUAUGGAUUAAGUUGUUGAAAGAAUGUUCCAAAUUUUAAGUUCAAAGUAUCAAGAGGUUAGCAGCCUCACUGCUUGGAAAUGAAUAAUACCUUUUCCAGAUUUCUUGAGCUUAGUUCCUGUGUUUUUACUUUUUCAUUUUUGUAUGAUUUCAAAGUUUUCUGUGACCAUUAAUGCUUAUCAAUAGCAUUACUGUUUAUGAAUUAAUCUAAUGUUCAGUUUUUUUACUGUGUUCCUAUUUUCUUAAGUGACACUAACUGCCAUGAGUUGUAAAAUUUCAUGUUGGACCACUUGGAAAGUUGCCGACAAGCCCAUGUAUGUGGGGGAAAGCCCUUUUUGAUAGUUUAGUUUUAUUUAUUACAAAUAUGGCCUGGUGAUUUGAGUGACUUUCAAAAGCGAACGUUGACACAAUGUAAUGAACUCGUCCUUCAAGGAAUAGUGGGUGGAAUUGGUUGAAUUCGUAAUCGCGUCGUUCAAGUUAGACGACGAGGAUUGCCCCAAUGAUUAUACUGUACUCCCCAGGGGGGUAUGCGGUAACCCCAGGUGAAAAGUGCUGUGCUUCUCCACUGUAAAUCCAAGUACAGUUAGAUUAAUUCCAGUGACCCUUACCAUACUAUGUACAGCAGAUGCCGCUGUGUGUGAGGUGAACUUCGUUUAUAUCUGCUACUAUCGUAUUCAAGCUCUAUAUACUUUUUUUAUUUCCUUUUUUCAGGGUAUCCAGUACAUAGUAUGUUGUUAUAUACUUUUUGUAUCAUUUCUCAUUUGUGACUGUUAUUUAUUUAAUUAUACAUUCUUGUUGGCCGUAUUUGAUGAGGUUUUAGCAUCAUAACAUUGUUCAUAGAUA